Molecule: messenger RNA, 4380 nt
Organism: Sinocyclocheilus rhinocerous
Lineage: Eukaryota; Metazoa; Chordata; Actinopteri; Cypriniformes; Cyprinidae
Gene: stk36
Product: serine/threonine kinase 36 (fused homolog, Drosophila)
Exons: 18
Coding region: 401-3970 (1189 amino acids)
Biological process (GO): protein phosphorylation; smoothened signaling pathway
Cellular component (GO): cytoplasm
Molecular function (GO): protein binding; ATP binding; protein kinase activity
Source: RefSeq, a predicted model, not a curated record
UGUUUUUGUUCGUCUGGACAGCAGCGCACGUCAAAGUUUCUGAAGUUUGUUCUACAUUUACUAUGUAAUCGUAUUGCUGUUCAGAGACAGGUUGUUUUUGAUGAACGUUACUUGUACUAGUACUAUAUCCAAUUUUAGCUUCGGGAGUAUGGGUCGUUAAAUAGACGUUGUUUUGCAGUUGUCGUACGCCUCACAUUAUUAAGUCGAUCUCAGAAAAAACACACUAGCUAGCUUAGCCUAGUUUGCCAUGCUUUCCUUAUAUUAUUCAAUUGCGAAACAAGCCAUGGGGAGAAAACUGCCUAAGUGAUAUGCGUACGUGUGUCCACUUUAUACUGACUUGUACUAGCUUUUUACCUGAAAAGACACCGGACUGUUCUUCUGGGUCAAGGCUUCCUCGCUGAUGAUGGAUCAGUACCAUAUUUUGGAGGUUAUCGGGGAAGGGUCAUUCGGCCGGGUGUACAAAGGCCGCAGGAAGUUUAGCGGCCAGGUUGUGGCUCUGAAGUUCAUUCCCAAAGUUGGCCGCUCAGAGAAGGACCUGCGUAGUUUGAAAAGAGAGAUUGACAUCAUGAGGGGGCUUAAGCAUCCCAACAUAGUGCUGCUUUUAGACAGCUUUGAGACAGAGAGGGAGGUGGUGGUGGUGACUGAGUAUGCAGAGGGUGAGCUGUUUCAGAUCCUGGAGGAUGAUGGGAGUUUACCUGAGAAUCAGGUGCGUGAAAUAGCCUGCCAGCUUGUUUCUGCCCUGUAUUAUCUGCACUCCCAUCGCAUUUUAUACCGUGACAUGAAACCACAAAACAUCCUGCUGGGAAAAGGAGGAGUAGUAAAGCUCUGUGACUUUGGAUUUGCUCGUGCCAUGAGUGUGUCCACCUUGGUGUUGACCUCUAUUAAGGGGACACCUCUAUACAUGUCUCCGGAAUUAGUGGAAGAGAAACCUUAUGACCACUCAGCUGACCUUUGGUCUCUGGGCUGCAUCCUCUAUGAGCUCCACACGGGGGCGCCUCCGUUCUACACCAACUCCAUCUUUCAGCUGGUGCAGCUUAUAGUGAGAGAUCCAGUGAAAUGGCCAGAGAACAUGAGCCAAGACUGCUUGAGUUUUCUGAAGGGAUUGCUAAUGAAAGACCCAGAGAAGAGGUUGUCAUGGCCUGUCCUGCUACAUCACCCUUUUGUUGCAGAUGGAGUUUUGAUGGUGUCAGAAGAGGGUUCAAGCAACCCCCUGACAGUCCCACCCAGCCCCGACCUACAAGCCCUGAAACACCAGCAGGCUGCUGAGAAGACAACCGCACGCAGCGGAGAGGGCAAACUACUGCGCAAAGCUAGAGAGCUUCGGGAGAAAGAGAAGAUUAACAGACGGGAGAUUGCGAGUGGAAGUGCUGCGCGCGCCAGUCAGACACGCUGUAAGACAGCUUCUGCUGGAGGAGCCCCCACCACUGGCCACUCAUUGGGCAGCACCUUUUCAGUGUAUCAAAAUUCAUCUCAGCCAGCAACCAAUGAGCAUCAAGCAAAUGACAUCAGUGUUACCAGAGUGCGGUCAGCUCCACAUAAAGGCCAGAUCAGUAAAGACUAUGAGAGGGAGUUCCCUUCGGUUGAGGUGGGACCCCGGCAGCUUCUGAAGCCCCCUGGACAUGCACGGACCAGUCUGGCUUCUGUCAGGAUGGACAGUGAGGAACAAGAUAUCGAUAGUGAUUCUGAGUGGCAACGAUUUAUUGAUUUAAGUUAUCAGGGCCCUGUAAACACUUCCAUUCUUCAGAGGUUAAAGACCAAGUUGCUUGUAACCAAAAACCAGCUAUUGGUCAGGAAGGGUGAAGAGACCUCUUCAACUCUACAGCCACUAAAGAUCCUCAGGAACAUUGUUCAGAGCUGUCAGUCUGGUGAUGUUGAAACACUGGGCAAAGAGUUGGAACUGCCUCAUCUACUGUUCAGUCUGAUUGAAGACAUCCUGAACAUUCCAGAUCUAAUGCAGGAGUCUCAGGGUGAGACAGUAUUGGGAGAUAUGAUGAAUGUGCUCAUAAUGUACCUGGAAAAGAGCCCAGGCUGGGAGAUAAAGGGAAGAAGACACAUGCAUGAAUCAUGUGAAAGCAGCCUACUGCUUGACUUUAAGGACUCAGAGCUUUGGCUCUGCUUGUGGGCUAAAGUAAACGCCUCUCUGGAAAACACAACAUCCCAGAUUUGCCAUUUCUCUCCUAACGGUCUGUACGUGUUCCUUUCUCUCGCUUUAUUGGUUUUCUCCAGCGAUCCGUAUAACUGUAUGGCUCUCCUGUCAGAUAACUCCACAAACUGCUCCUGUGCCCUCAGCCACCUUCUCACCACCAGUUGCAGCGCUUCAUUGCUUGAGCGGGGUCUUUUCUGGGGUGACUCAGAAAUAAACAGCCUAUCAGUGAUGAGCUGUCAUCUUCUCUGCAUCCCCUUCUCUCUGGAGUUACCCCUAGAUAAACUUAUUUCUGUUCUCCAAUCGUAUCAAAGCUCACAUAUUGUGGCCGGUCUAGUUAAGAUGAUUCAAACUCUUCCCGUUGCCCUGGUGGAGCUUCCGUUGUGUCUUCUUAAUCGUCUGCUGGUAUCUGAGCCACAGCACACUGCUCCAUGCCUUAUCACUGCAGCCCAGGCCUCCGCUUUCCUCCCUUACAGCACAGAGGGCUCAGACAAUGGAGCAGACCACACUCAGAAUCAACUUAACCACUUCGGGAAUGGUGCGGAGCGAAUUAAGAGCAAUGGAAUCGCAAAGAAAACCAAGAUAGAUCAUAUCAAAAGUGACAUCAAAUCAAAGAAGAGGUUCGAGCGGCUCAAAGGCAACAUAGAUGCAUCUAAGGAAAAAAAUUAUUCCAUAAAGACGCAAUACCAGCCAUCCAGAAACAAGACUGAGAAAAUCAGAGAGGUCCAACCAAAAACCAAAAUAUAUCCACAGAACACCAUGGAACAACUAAGAGAUAAAACAGAGCAGCAGAGCGGUUGUAUAGAGGAGCUCAUGGACAGUUUGGAGAUCCAUGGCAGUUCUGCAGGACGUCUCCAAGACCUCUCACCUCAGCCAGGGUGCAGCAUCAGCUGGCUUAUAGACAGUCUGGAGGAAUUAAGAAGUUGUGAUCACCCCAAGAUCUCCACGGCUAAAAUUCGAUCUUCACCAGAAGAGGUCAGAACAGCAGGUUCUCUGUUGGCUGUUCUGCUACAAAGUGAACUUCUCAGUGGGUGUGCAGUGGAACUCCUUAUCCUUCUCUCCCAACUAACACGUCAUCUCACCCAUCAGUCUUCCUUCUUUCUUCCUGUCGAAACCACCCAACUGCGGUUUGCAUUGCGCCACCGCGAUGAUGGAAUCCGAGCGGCCUGCUGUGGCUUACUGGGCCACCUGGGCUCAGGUGUCAGGCAGGUCAUUGGUGAAUCAAAGUUCGACUUAUUCCAAGAUCUGUUAGGUUGCUUAUGUGAUCCUGCUCCGUCCAUUCGUAGGACAGCCUGCAAGGCGGUGGGAAACUGGCUGAGUGUAAUGGGAAAAACCGAUCUAACUCUUUCUAAUAAAGGUUUCAAGAAUACGACUGACGUUAAUGCCUUGUCAGUACAAAACAAAUUGAGGAGGACACCAGCAAUGGAAGGCGUCAGACAUAGUGAGAGAGACGUAUGGAUAGAGCUCGCCAUAGGAGCUGCCCGUCCCCUCGUGUCUCUGCUGUCAGAUGCUGAUAAUGUCAUUCGACAGCACUGCUGUGGGGCUUUGGCUAACCUGGCUGCUUUUGGCGGAGGGGAUGGAGCACUUCUCAAUGCAGAUGCUCCAGGCAUGAUUCUCCAAACUGCCUGUAAUGAUUCCCAUCAUGCAGUGCGACGGGUGGCUGUGGCCACUCUGCGUGUGUUUAGCCAACAAAACACAUUACUGCAGGCUCUGAGGUCUCUAGAUGCAGGAAGAAAACUCAGUGGCACAUCCCAAAGCUCUUUAUUUCAGAGGGAUUAUCGAUGGCUUGUCAGCAAGUUGGACGGGUCGGUUGAAGGAAAAACAUAAACAUCAGCCUCAUAGUUUGUGUGUAAGCCAGAGGAUGUAAUUUCACAUUAUUCAAAUAUGGAUUGCUUGCUGCGUCUGUGGCUGGAAAAGCUUUCUUUUUGCCUGUAUUUAUUUGAUCUGUGAUCAAAAGAGUUUGACUACAUAUUCUGAGAAAAUGGCAUUAACUCAAACAUCCCCAAAAAAAUAAACAUUAUAUCUUACAUUUAAAUGUAUAUUUAGAUAUAUUUCAAAUGUAAGGUUUUUUAUUAUUAUUCAGCGAAUGUUUGCAUUUUUGAUUCACACACGGAUAUUUAAGACUGUUAAGAUUGUUUGCUCGCUCUUUUUUUCUGUAUAUAAUAACAAAACUGCACUUGUAUUUUUAUGAUGUGACUAUUUUGCAGCCUUAAUUGUUUGUAUUUAUUAUUUCCUAU